AUGCUCAAGUCAUCGGCCUUAUCUUUUGGAGAAAUCCAAGCACUGGAUGUCCUGCGGAGACACAAGGAAGCACGUCUUCGAGAGUUUCCCAGCCAGGAGCAGGCCGAGAACUUCGUUCAAUUCGGUUUCGAGAGCCGCGAGGAUCAGGAGGAGCACAAGGAACACCACCAGGAGCUGCCUCCAGUCAUCAGCGAGCGUUCAUCCUUUCACUCCCCCGCCAAGCAAGAGUUACAGGAGUUCCGUAAACUAAUCGAGGCUGGAAAUCUGGAGCAGGUCAAGCGGUUUGUCUGGCAAAAUCCUCGUUAUCUUAUCAGCAGUGGGGAUACUCCAACCAGCCUCAAGGAAGGUCCUCGCUACAAUGCCAUGCACAUCUGUGCCCAGUUAAACCGAUCCAGUAUUGCAGAGUUCCUUCUAGAAACCAUUGCGGAUCCUGAAUUUGCCCAGCUUUACAUUGACAAGGAAGUUAGUCCUGAAAUAAGCAUAGAUUUUAGUAAGAACCUGCUGGAUUUAUAUCUCAAUAUGCCGGAUAAGGCACGUGGAGAGACUCCACUCCAUUUCGCUGCCAAGAAUGGUCAUGUGGAUGUGGUCGAGGUGCUCAUCGGUUAUUUGCAAUGCAAAUCGCUGCCAAAUCGUGAGGGCAAGGAACCCAAGGACAUCAUCUGCCAGCGGAAUAAUCAAGUCUCUCAGGAAACCCUCAAGAAGCUGGAGCUUCUGUUGGAUGAACCAUAUUACGUACCCGUACUGAGAUGACAGAAUGAAGUGCCUCCUGAAGUGGGUCGACCUUAUUCACCCAAAGAACCACCAAACUUGGUGUUGAUGAAGGAGGAAACCAAGGGUCUUAGGGUUAAUCUAGUUAUCAGUGCCCUGGCAGGACCCAUGUCCCAAGAUCAGGCCUUGAAGUUCUAUCGUCGCUGGAGGACACCUCCUCCUCUAGGCAGCAGCUCGAUGUCUCUGGCCAGUUUGCCAUUCACUUCGCCUGUGAAGAUGACGCCCAGUAAGAUGAGUUCAUUGAAGAUGUUGCCCAGGAAGCUGUUUAAAUCAGACUCAGAGGAGAAGCUGAACACUGAAGAUUCCUCAUUGCCAGAUCUGAGCCAGGAGCUAUCGAUGUACACUCUAAACGACAACUUUCGAGAGCGUCACAUCAAGAACUCGGACAUGGGUAAGGGUCUGGAGAUAGUGGGACGCCAACUGGCCCAUGAAGAGCAUCUAGAAUGGCGGGAAUACUGGGAGUUUCUGGACGCCUAUGCGGACAUUGGUUCUUCCAAGGGAUUGGCUCUACUAAAGGUUAUCUGAAAUCAAGGAUGUCUC
Molecule: messenger RNA, 1308 nt
Organism: Drosophila serrata
Lineage: Eukaryota; Metazoa; Arthropoda; Insecta; Diptera; Drosophilidae
Product: ankyrin repeat and LEM domain-containing protein 2 homolog pseudogene
Source: RefSeq, a predicted model, not a curated record